AUGGUGGGAUCGGUCUCCUUCAUCAAGUCUUUGCCCCUACUGGCGGCAUCCGCCCUGGCUGGCGUGAACUAUCCGACCAUUCCUUCGGACCUGACUACCCCAUUCCAGCAGCGUCUUGCGGUCUAUGGUCCCACCUCUGUCUCCGUUGGGUGGAACACCUAUGAGCAGCUGAACUCGAGCUGUGUGGUGUAUGGCACUUCCGCUGACAACUUGAGCUCGCGCUCGUGCUCAACUGGAUCCAGCACCUAUGCCACCUCCCGGACAUGGUCUAAUGCAGUGGUGUUGAGCGGUCUGACUCCCGCUACAACCUACUACUACAAAAUCGUGUCCACCAAUUCCACCGUGAACCAUUUUCUCAGUCCACGCACCCCCGGGGACAAGACUGCCUUUAGCAUGGAUGUUGUAAUCGAUCUCGGUGUUUACGGCAAGGACGGCUAUACCACCUCGUCCAAGAAGAAGGAUACUAUCCCUGUGAUUGAGCCGGAGCUGAACCACACGACCAUUGGGGCUUUAGCUCGCACCGUUGAUGACUAUGAGAUUGUUAUUCACCCUGGCGACUUUGCCUACGCGGAUGACUGGUACCUAAAGUUUUCCAAUAUCCUGCAGGGUAAGGAAGCUUACCAGGCAAUUCUGGAGCAAUUUUAUGAUCAACUGGCUCCAAUUGCUGGUCGUAAGCCGUACAUGGCAUCCCCAGGCAACCAUGAGGCCGAUUGCUCGGAGAUUCCCUAUCUCAAUGAACUGUGCCCGGAGGGACAGAAGAACUUUACGGACUUCAUGCACCGCUUCGAGAAGACGAUGCCCAGUCCGUUCACCUCGUCCUCAACUAGCACCGCCGCCCAGGCUCUUGCCAGCAAGGCCCGCAGCUAUGCUAACCCACCCUUCUGGUAUUCAUUUGAGUAUGGAAUGGCCCACAUUGUCAUGAUUAAUACCGAGACCGAUUUCCCUGAUGCCCCUGAUGGCGUGGAUGGAUCUGCGAGCCUUGACAGUGGUCCAUUUGGUACUUCGGGCCAGCAGCUCAACUUCCUCAAGGCUGACUUGGCUAGCGUUGACCGCACUGUGACUCCCUGGUUGAUCGUCGCCGGCCACCGACCGUGGUACAGCACUGGCGGCUCCAAUAAUAUUUGCGAUACAUGCCAGGAAGCCUUCGAGGAUCUGUUUUACACCUACGGCGUGGAUCUAGGCGUGUUCGGACACGUGCACAACUCCCAGCGCUUCCUCCCCGUUGUCAACGGGACUGCCGAUGCGAAUGGCAUGAAUGACCCCAAGGCGCCGAUGUACAUCGUUGCUGGUGGAGCAGGUAACAUUGAGGGCCUGAGCUCUGUCGGCAUUAAGCCCUCCUACACGGAGUUUGCCUAUGCAGAUGAUUACAGCUACAGCACGAUCCGCUUCCUGGACGAGAACAACCUGCAGGUUGACUUUUAUCGCUCAUCGACUGGGGAGCUCUUGGAUUCUAGUACCCUGUACAAGAGUCAUAGUACUCAGUUUGUGGUGCAGUAG
Molecule: messenger RNA, 1497 nt
Organism: Penicillium macrosclerotiorum
Lineage: Eukaryota; Fungi; Ascomycota; Eurotiomycetes; Eurotiales; Aspergillaceae
Product: purple acid phosphatase family protein
Exons: 2
Coding region: 1-1497 (498 amino acids)
Molecular function (GO): acid phosphatase activity; metal ion binding
Source: RefSeq, a predicted model, not a curated record